AAACAACCGGCGUCAUGUUCGUGACCAUGAACUCUGUCCUCGCGGCGACGGUGAUGUUGCUGGGUUUCAGCCACGCCGCUCCGCCGCACACUCCAGCUCCCGGCAAGCCGCCUUUUCCAACCGUGGUCCCCGGCUUUCCCGGCCCUACCAAGACACGCCCUAGCUUCACCAAAUGCCCUCCCCCGAUCGUGCCCCCACAGCCGGACAUUGGCCUGCCUGCAAGCUGCUUCACCACCUGGGAUGACUUUGAGCACUCGACCGCGGGGGUCGACGGCCCGUUGUGCUUCACGUGGACUACCACGGCUCCGGCAGUGACAUGCCCUCAAAUCCACUGCGCCUCGCCUCCCCCAGACCUGGCCUGCCCGCUGUACCUCAGGGUCAGCAGCACCACGGUCCCCUGCGCGACCGACUGCUGCCCCUUCACCCCGACCGCCACGUACUCGUGCGGGCCCUGCCCGACCUGCAACCCGUGCCGCGUGCCCACCAUACUGAGCGUCUUCACCACAGGAUGCCCGGGCACGCCGACCGUCACUUCCGUCACGACCAUUACGCCUCCCUUUUGGUGA
Microdochium trichocladiopsis is the source of this 566-nucleotide messenger RNA. RefSeq lists its product as uncharacterized. The transcript has 3 exons. Lineage: Eukaryota; Fungi; Ascomycota; Sordariomycetes; Xylariales; Microdochiaceae. The record is from RefSeq and is a predicted model, not a curated record. The coding region runs from base 15 to 566 and encodes 183 amino acids.